UAUUCGAGCUGCUUUCAGUUCCAAACACAACGCGCACAUUGCAUGGAUGUUGUUCUCGCAUCAGGUUGCUUUAUCGUCAGUAAUAUCGAUUUGUCUUGUUUUGAACGCGGGUAUAACGGAGUUAGAGUUCACAUCCUGUCCGAGGAGAGAUUUCCACCGCCUAUGCAGAGCUUUUGAGAGAAAAUAUCAGUGGAUUUUCCCUGAGUGAGCCGGUAUGGGACUCCCUGGCUGGGACUGCUCAGUGCUGCUGACGUACUUAUUCUGGGCCCUUGCUGGAGCUGACAGCUUUUUAGACAGUUUGCCUCCACCAGAAAACCUCAGCCUGUUAUGGGUCCCAAACACUCCGUGUGUGAGUGUACACUGGAGAAAACCGUCUGGCUUGGGCACAAACUGUCAAGUGAACUAUACUUUAGCAGUAUAUUAUGAGCAGAAAUGUCCUCCCAGGCAAAAUGCUUCAAAAAAAAUUAAAAAAGAGGAGUUGAGCUUUGAAGAUUGCAAUUUUAAAGAGGAUGAACUAUGUGUCAGCAUAACAACAAAUCCUAAGAACUGUGACAGUAAACUGGCCAGCAAAGAAGUAUACAAAGACCUAUCUCCACCGCCAGCCUUAGUGAAGAACUUCAGUUGUGUUUAUUAUGCUCGUACAAAGAUGAACUGCACAUGGACUGUCGAAAAUAGCCGUAACAUUAGCCUCUUUUACAGGGAAGAGGAAAAAAACAAUGGCACCCUAAAGCCUUGUAGGUUCUAUUUAUCUGAUGGACCCAUGAAGACAGGCUGUCACCUGGAUGAUGAAGUCCUUAAGCUUGAAGCAAAGGUUUACUUUGUCAUCAGUGGAACUGCAGAAAAUCACACGAUUAGCAACAACAGUUUUAUAAUAGAUUUACGCUCAGCAGUGAAACCGCCUAAGCCUAGGAUCAGCAUCAGACAGGAAGAUGAACGUCUCCGUUUUGAAAUAAGCAUUCCAGAUUAUCUACCACCGCAUUGUUGGAAAUACAAGUACAUGUACAUCAAAUGCAGUGACGUGACAGAAGAGUUAAAAGAAGAAAAAUCGACAUCUGUGGACUACGACGCAGCCUGCAAGUACACUGUUCGAGGGAAGGUCAUUUACUCUCAGUACUGUGGGGGGUACCAGGAUGUUGAGAGUGACGUGAGCGAACCUGAGUAUUAUGGUGAGGAUGGUGACCCAAAUUUGGCAUUUAAAGUUGCUAUGAUAAUCACCCCUUUAAUAGUGUGCUGCUGUCUCAUUGCAGCUAUUGUGCUGUUUAGGAGAAACAAGGAUAUCAUUCUCCCAAAGAUUCCUGAACCGUCCCUGUUUUUCAAGGAUAUGCUUAACAGUACUACUGAUGGACUUUCAAAGAACCUGGGUGGAGGAAAACUCUAUGUGCCUGUUAAAGAAGUUGUGGCAAGUGGAGUGAGCCUGGAACCAAAAUCUAUCCUUUUACACCCAAACCAUGAUACCUGGAAGAUGAACAUUCAGCUCUAUGCUUUCACUCUGAGCAAUUACACUCAUUUUCCAGUACAAUUAUGGCAAAGUAGAAAUGCAACUAUGGUUUACGGAUACCGGAUCGUCAACUUAACAUGUUGCUUCAUGUGUUUCUCCGUCAUGUUGGCAGGAGUUACCACAGAACCAGAUUUGAAACCACCUAAGGUCUACAUAACACAGAAAGGCCAACGACUCUGUUUUCAAGCAAGCACUCCAAACUCUCAAGCAGCACCACAAUGUUGGAAAUACAAAUUCAUAUACAGCAAAUGCAAUGGAAAGGAUGAAGUGAUUGAAAUGAGAAAUAACUCAACGUAUGUGGACUACGACGCAGCCUGCAAGUACACUGUUCGAGGGAAGGUCAUUUACUCUCAGUACUGUGGGGGGCACCAGGAUGUUGAGAGUGACGUGAGCGAACCUGAGUAUUAUGGUGAGGAUGGUGACCCAAAUUUGGCAUUUAAAGUUGCUAUGAUAGUCAUCCCUUUAAUAGUGUGCUGCUGUCUCAAUGCAGCUAUUGUGCUGUUUAGGAGAAACAAGGAUAUCAUUCUCCCAAAGAUUCCUGAACCGUCCCUGUUUUUCAAGGAUAUGCUUAACAGUACUACUGAUGGACUUUCAAAGAACCUGGGUGGAGGAAAACUCUAUGUGCCUGUUAAAGAAGUUGUGGCAAGUGGAGUGAGCCUGGAACCAAAAUCUAUCCUUUUACACCCAAACCAUGAUACCUGCAUCUAAUGCUGUGCUCUGAAAAUGGCCAGUAGUGGACUGACAAUGUGACAAAGUCUGGCUCUGAUUUCUAGCAGCUUAGUCGUAAAUCUAUACGCAACACUUGCCUUUUAAGAGCUACUUAGCUUUGUGCACGCCUUCAUUCUUCAUACUAGCUAAAGGACUGUCUUGCAUUCACAACUGUAUUGGGUAGAUUUGUGAUUGACUAAGUAGCUCUCUGAGCUCAUGUAUGAAUGAGGAAGUUACGGUGACAUUUCUUAACAAGCUCAGGAAAGCCAGACAUCAGGCACUGGAGGCUGCUAAUUGCAGAAAAUAUUCAAUAAAGAAAGAGACAUAUGAUGUGCCUGCAUACAGCAUUCCUCAGAAGUAUCAAAAGUCCUUCCCAUGCCAUGUGGCGGCACCGAGCUCCGUUUCCCUCGGCCAUUACAUACAGUAGCUAGGGUUACAGUGGGGGGCUGGUCCUCUGGUAACCGCGAGAGUUUGACUCCUCACUCGCAUCUGUAUUGCAGCGUGCCUUGCCAGAAGGCACCAUUUUCAUGAUGGUCUUUGGUAUGACCUGACCGUGAGUAGAACUCGUGAUCUCCCAAUUGAGAGGCAGACACGCUAACCACUAGGCCACUCACAGGUUACCUCAGAAGUAUAGGUACAGUAUAAUUCCCCACUUGGGUAACAAUGGAAAUAAAAAUACAUAACUUUGUAAAUAAAAUGCAGAGGCGCUGUAUAAGGGGAGGGAAAAUUAGGACAAUUCUAUGGUCCUGUUACUGACAGGAGCCCUAAAAUUUAUUAGAGCACUAGUUCAUGUGUUGUAAAAAUUAACUUGAUAUUUUUAUUCCACAGUGAAAUAGGUUACUUUUGCUUUCCUGAGUGUUUUAAAUUUCUCUUGUCUUUUAUCUGACUUUUAAUCAAUGCAGGCAAACUUUUAGCAAGCUAUUCAUAAUAAAUCAGUUGUCCCUGUCCUUGCCUGGUGCUAAGUCCAACAGAUGCAACUUCAAGCUCAAUUACAUUUAAACUGUAAAAGAUGGCCUUUUGCACAUUUCUUUACACUGUAUCAGUCUUACACCAAAUAGUGAUUUCUGCUGUGUGCAGAAUAUUGCAUGCAUGUCUCCACAGGGUCCAACGUGAUAUCUUUUCAUGGCAUGCAAAAUCCCUGGCGGUGCCCCUGAUAAAAGGACACUGAACAUCAAGCCAUCUUUCAUCAUCUGUCCUGCUUCUGUACAUCCUGAAAUUCAAUCGAAUAUAUGUUAUUUACCAGCUGGGAGGUCCGUAUCGUGAAAUACCGUGACCAAGGUCUUGAAAGUACUCAAGGCCUUGAAAGUAUUCAAGGCCGAGGUCACAGUAUUUCACCACACGGACCGACCUUAAGCUGGCAAAUAAUAUAUAAAUUUUUUUCUUUACCAAAUUCUAACAGAAAAUGAGAGCGCCUGAAAGGGAAAACCGAGCCGAGGCGAGCCGUCAUUUUGAAUCCUCAUUCACGGCUGUAAUGCAAAUGGCUUCCUCCUCAGUAUACACGUGCACUUCCAUGGCAGGAAAAAAAAACUACACUUUGCUGCCUAUGUAGUCCCCUAUUUAUACAAAUAGGAGUCAUUCAGGAUUCAGCCAUGUUUUUGCUCGGCGUUAGCAAGUUACAGGUUUUUAGCUUUCUCUUGAAAUGUCCUCUUUAAUUUUGUCUUCCUCAGGGUAGUAAAACUCGCUUUUGCUGUGAACACUGUCGUUAUCGCUAUCCAUGCUGUAGAAUUAAUGCUAUUUUGAAUCCUUAUUCACGGCUGUAAUGCAAAUGGCUUCCUCCUCUGUAUACAAGUGCACUUCCAUGGCAGGGAAAAAAAUACAUUUUGCCACCUAUGUAGUCCCCUAUUUAUACAAAUAGGAGUCAUUCAGGAUUCAGCCAUGUUUUUGCUCGGUGUUAGCAAGUUACAGGUUUUUAGCUUUCUCCUGAAAUGUUUUCUUUAAUUUUGUCUUCCUCAGGGUAGUAAAACUCGCUUUCGCUGUGAACACUGUCAUUAUCGCUAUCCAUGUUGUAAAAUUAAUGCUAUUCUCCUGAGAAAUGCUGGCAAAAAUUUAUAAGAUUUUUGAUAAUCUUAUAAAUAAAUCUUGUAAAAAAAAAGAUAAAUGUUGACAAAAAAUGCGACUAUGUUUGUCGUUGUUGUGAACGAGCGAGUCGCCAGAGGUCCGUAACCGGGGUCCGAAACGUAGGAUACGGACCCGCUCGCCAGCCAAUCAGAGCACAGGAUUUGGACCGUGAAAAAAAUAAUUAACAGUUAUUCCAUGAAAUCAAGUCAUACAUGAGCUGAUAGCCGAUGAGGCAUGUAGCGCUGAGUUGGCUAUAAUCCAUGUAUGAUGAGAUUGAGUGGAAUAACUUUUAUUCUAUCCACAUUCACUGGAUUUUGAGAAACAGAGCAUUUUUAUUUUUUGCAAAUUUGAUAAAUAAAAACUUUAUACAAACCGUCCAACAAAAUCAUUUCCACUUAGAAUUCAAACUGGUGAAAUAACAGUAGCAAUUUGUGAAAAAAUGCAAUAAUAAUUCUUGAAAAAUAAAAAAGAUAUGUUCUUACCAUCAAAUACUUUUAUUCCAUAUUUUGUUGUUUUUUUUUUUUUGGGGGGGGGGUUCUGCUUCUUCUUCUUUAGGUUUUUUUUUUGGCAGUUGGCAAACCAACUUAAAGGUGCAUUACUGCCACCAACUGGGCUGGAGUGUGGAACAGGAGAUAUGGGGGGGGGAACCUAGCUAUAUUAGCUAUUUCUGUUUCUUUUAAAUACUUGAUAACAAUUUUUGGGGCUUUGUUUUAGAGUAGACUUUUUAUUUCGUCCUUGGUUGGUUCAGCAACACGCUCUGCCAUUUUGUUUUUCUCUAUUCACAGUGUAUGAACUAAUAGCCGAGUAGUAGUGUCGCCAAUCAGAGUGCGCGAUUGCUCAUAUCCAGUGAAUGUGGAUAGAAUAAUAUAUGGAUGUAUAGUAUUCAUCAGAAUAUCUGUAAGGUUUUCUGCAUAUUUUGCUCUGUAAAUUAAACUGAAUAUGGUUAACUAU
Messenger RNA from Neoarius graeffei (lesser salmon catfish), 5215 nucleotides. RefSeq lists its product as uncharacterized. The record is from RefSeq and is a predicted model, not a curated record. The coding region runs from base 215 to 2206 and encodes 663 amino acids. The transcript is spliced from 17 exons. Lineage: Eukaryota; Metazoa; Chordata; Actinopteri; Siluriformes; Ariidae. Gene Ontology annotation, molecular function: protein binding.